Messenger RNA from Ustilaginoidea virens, 1968 nucleotides. RefSeq lists its product as uncharacterized. The record is from RefSeq and is a predicted model, not a curated record. The transcript is spliced from 3 exons. Gene Ontology annotation, molecular function: actin binding. Lineage: Eukaryota; Fungi; Ascomycota; Sordariomycetes; Hypocreales; Clavicipitaceae. The coding region runs from base 1 to 1968 and encodes 655 amino acids.
AUGCCGUCCAUUCUCAACGACGACGACAAGGACACCGUCAAGCGAUUCGUCCCCAAGCAGUCCAACAAGAUUCACGCCGUCGCCGUCGCCAGACUCUACGUCGCAUUUCCAAACAGGUCGAAAUGGACAUAUUCUGGGUUGCAAGGAGCCAUCGUCUUGGCCAACGACCUGGUCGGCAACACGUACUGGCUAAAGAUGGUGGACAUUUCGUCCGCCAGUCGAGGCGUCAUCUGGGACCAAGAAAUCUUCGACACCUGGCACUACAACCAAGACCGCACCUUCUUUCAUACCUUUGAGUUGGAGGAAUGCUUGGCCGGCCUGAGCUUUGUCGACGAGAAGGAGGCCAAGCAGUUCAAAAAGAAGAUGGAUGAGCGAGAGAAGAACGCAAGCAGGGCCACGAGGUCAACACCCUUCGGAGGCGGUUCCCAACCCGUCCAUAAACAUGGCUUGUUGGGGGGCCUCUUUGGUCAUCGCCACUCAUCCGCCCCUUUGCCUGCAGAAGUCGCCAAGCCCAGCCUACCGUCCUCUUCGAUUCACCCUUCGCCUUCGUCAUCACAGUACUUCAAUGGAACCUUGGCACCGUCGCAAUUUCCGCUGCUCGACGCUUUCGACCCUCUCUGGAGGGAGCAUUUCGGACGAGACCUCACAGAAAAGGGUCUCACGGACGAUUUCAUCAAGGACAACCAGGAGUUCAUUGUGGAUUUCUUGCGAGAAGAGCAAAGCAAGGUGAACAACGCGUCGCCUCCGACUUGCCCGCAACCUACAAACGGGGGAGAAGCGAGGAGUGGUCGAGCACCACCACCGCCGCCGCCGCCGCCGCCGCCGCCACCACCACCACAGGCACAAGCACCGGCACCGGCGCUGGGUGCUGCUGCUGCUGCUGCUGCUUCGUCCGCUUCUUCUUCCUCGUCCACGAAGCGAGGCGCUCCUCCGCCGCCACCGGCGCCGCGAAGAUCGGGCAAGGGUGACGGCCCGGCGAAAGAAGAGGGUCCUGCACCCUCUCACUCUCCGCCUCGGCUCAAGUUCAAUGCUCCGCCUCCCUUGCCCGACGCCGGCAAGUUUGCCCACAUUGAACAAAGCAAGCGAAAGCCAGCGUCAACGGCACCCUCGACCACCGCAGCAUCCGUACCGCAUCCCGGCCCUCCGCCGCCACCGCGGCCAGGUAAAACGCCGCUUGAGCCCCAGAGCCCGGCCCAGAGAUUCCACGUCCCUCCCGCCUUCGCCGGCCAGCGUGUUCCGCCCCCGACCCCGAGUCGAGGACCCGUGCCUCCUCCGCCACCUCCGCGAGCCGGUGAUUCCCAUCCCGCGUCCCCGGCGCCCCCGCCGUUACCCCCUAAAGUUCCCAUUGGAAACGCACCUCCACCUCCUGCACCGUCCAGCUCACGACCUGUUCCACCGCCUCCUGCAAGCUCGAGUCUUCCUCCCCCUCCUCCGCCAUUGCCUUUUUCGAACGCUCCUCCAGCACCGCCUACGCCGCUACCUGCGGCUGCCGCUCCUCCUCCCCCUCCCCCUCCCCCGCCACUGCCUUUACUGAACGCCCCUCCAGCACCGCCUAUGCCGUUACCUGCGGCUGCCGCUCCUCCUGCUCCGCCGCCGCCGCCGCCGCCGCCACCCAUGCCAUCUGCAAGUGGUGCCUCUGUGCCUCAGAAUCCCGAUUCUGGCCAAUUGCCAGGCGCUCCGGCUCCCCUGUUGCCUCCGCCAGAUCAAUCCCGAGCAGCCAUGUUGGGAGAUAUCCAGAAGGCUGGAGGCAUCGCCGCUCUGAAGAAAGUCGACCGGACCCAGAUACGGGACAGGAGCGGCGCCCAAGUCGGCGGACCCGGUGACUCGGCGGCCAGUGGUCCGCCAGCCGGGGCGGUCGCCGCCGGGGGAGGCGGCGGCAUGGCCGACGCCAUUGCUGCCGCGCUGAAGAAGAGGAAGGACAAGGUGAGCAAGAGCGACGACGAAGGCGAUGACGAUAACUGGGAUUAA